UGAAGUUGAAAUGCUCGUUGCGAGUCGAAGGAAGAGGAGAAGAACAUAGCAUAACGAGUCAGAGCCAGGUUCCUUUUCAUCAUUUUGCUCUAAUUUUCUUUAACCUUCAUAGUGUCUGUGGUUUCACCGCUUUGUAACCUGCAAUGAAUAUGUCUGGGUUAACUGCUAGCCCAUUGAGAUACAACCUUCAUCUACCUGUGCGAUGUCUUGGUUUGCCUAGCAAAAGGGUCCUGGUAUUUCCUAAUGUAUCGAGAACUAGAUGCUGGGCUGACGUUACAAGGAAAUGUAACAUACAACGAAGUCCUCUAAUCAAGUGUUCAAUGUCUGCUUCCUAUGGUGAUUCCAUGGGCGAUGCUGCUGCUGUUUUUCCUAGGAUCAACGUAAUGGAUCCAUACAAACGACUUGGAAUCAGCAGGGAGGCUUCUGAAGAAGAAAUCCAAUCAGCUCGAAACUUCCUAAUACAAAGAUAUGCUGGUCAUAAGCCAAGUGUAGAUGCGAUUGAAUCAGCCCAUGAUAAGAUAAUUAUGCAAAAGUUUCAUGAAAGGAAGAACCCAAAAAUAAAUAUUAAGAAAAAGGUCAGGGAAGUAACUCAAUCUAAGGCUGUGCAGUUGGUUGCAAGCAGGUUCCGUGAGCCGGCAACAUCUUUCUUGAUGAAAACUUCCAUUGCUUUCAUUGUUCUUGGAGCUAUUACAGUUCUCUUUCCAACUGAUGAAGGUCCAACUCUUCAAGUAGCCAUUUCCCUGAUCACUACCGUGUAUUUCAUUUAUGACCGGCUAAAGACCAAACUUCGCGCUUUUCUCUAUGGGGUUGGCGCUUUUAUUUUCUCGUGGCUGUUAGGAACGUUCUUGAUGGUAUCGGUAAUCCCACCUAUACUUAGAGGCCCCAGGAGUUUGGAGGUUACAACUUCACUGAUAACCUAUGUGCUGUUGUGGGUUUCUUCCACUUAUCUCAUAUAGGGUUCUGUUACUUUCUUCCAAUUUUGUAAGUUGAUAGAGGUAAGACCGGGGGUACUGCCUCUGACAUUUGAAACAGAAUGUAAGUUUGCAGUUUAUAAAUAUAUAUUUCUUAACUGAGUCCACCCAUUUGAUUAGAAACGACAAUGCACAUUCUCGAUU
Ipomoea nil (Japanese morning glory) is the source of this 1115-nucleotide messenger RNA. RefSeq names its product protein CHAPERONE-LIKE PROTEIN OF POR1, chloroplastic. Gene Ontology annotation, cellular component: chloroplast membrane. The record is from RefSeq and is a predicted model, not a curated record. The transcript is spliced from 5 exons. The coding region runs from base 144 to 956 and encodes 270 amino acids. NCBI's taxonomy places the organism in Eukaryota, Viridiplantae, Streptophyta, Magnoliopsida, Solanales, Convolvulaceae.